This is a messenger RNA of Alosa alosa (allis shad), 2064 nucleotides long. RefSeq names its product cellular communication network factor 4a (gene ccn4a). Bases 178 to 1257 code for a protein of 359 amino acids. Gene Ontology annotation, cellular component: extracellular matrix; extracellular region. Gene Ontology annotation, molecular function: heparin binding; integrin binding. The record is from RefSeq and is a predicted model, not a curated record. NCBI's taxonomy places the organism in Eukaryota, Metazoa, Chordata, Actinopteri, Clupeiformes, Clupeidae. The transcript has 5 exons. Gene Ontology annotation, biological process: cell adhesion; signal transduction.
GGGGCUAGUCCUUGCCCCUGACGUCACAAGGACUUUAAUAACACAGCCUUUCCCCAAAAGCCGCGCUUUUGGAAAAUGCCAGUUUGCACAAUGAGAGAGACCUGCGAGGAGAGGGAGCGUUUGUUUUUCAAGGAGAUCUAAUUCUGGAUUCAAUGACUUUGAUUCUGGGAACCAGUGAUGAGUUGGCUCCUGACGUGGAUUCUACUUGUAGCGGGAAUUCAUGAGGCCUUCUCACAAAAUUCCUCCGCUACGAUGCCCGUCCCUGAGCCCACUGCCCUGGAGCCGUACAACCGCACGCAGUACUGCAAAUGGCCAUGCGAGUGCCCCGAGAUGCCCCCGACAUGCUCCCUCGGGGUGAGCCUGCUCAUAGACGGCUGUGACUGCUGCAAGACCUGCGCCAAGCAGGUGGGCGAAGUUUGCAACGAGAAAGAUCCCUGCGACCACCACAAGGGACUAUAUUGCGACUACAGCAGAGACAAGCCUAGGUACGAAAAGGGAGUGUGUGCAUAUCUAGUUGGCACUGGGUGUGAGUAUAACAGCGUCAUCUACCGCAAUGGUCAGAGCUUCCAGCCCAACUGCAAGUACCAGUGCCUGUGUGUGAACGGCGCCAUCGGCUGCCUGGGCCUGUGCAAUGAGUCGCUGCCGCCUAGGGUGUGGUGCCAGACGCCGCGGCGCGUCAAAAUCCCGGGCCAGUGCUGCGAGACGUGGAUCUGUGACGAGCCCAGGAGGGGGCGCAAGACGGCACCCAGGCACGCCAAGCAAGCUCCUUCCUAUCGGAACAGCGGCUGGCACAAGAACUGCCUGACCCAGACGACGUCCUGGAGCCCCUGCUCUAAGACCUGUGGCCGAGGCCUGUCCACACGCAUCACCAAUGCCAACAAGCGCUGCGAGAUGGUCAAGGAGAGCCGGCUCUGCAACAUCAGGCCCUGUGACGUUGAUAUCAUCAAACACUUCAGACCAGGGAAGAAGUGCCUGAACAUCUACCGGGAGCCUCGACCAACCAACUUCACCAUCUCGGGCUGCACCAGCACCAAACCGUACUGGCCCAAGUACUGUGGCGUCUGCACAGACGACCGUUGCUGCAUCCCCUACAAGUCCAAGACGGUGGAGGUGGAGUUCUCGUGCCCCAACGGGGCCAAGCUCACCUGGCAGGUCAUGUGGAUCAACGCGUGCUUCUGCAACCUCAGCUGCAGGAACCCUAAUGACUUCUUUGCUGAGCUGGAACAGUACUUUGAGUAUUCAGAGAUUAUGAACUGACGGGCAAGGAAAAGGCGGUGGCAGGAGAAGGAGGAGGAGGUGUGUGUGUGUGUGUGUGUGUGUGUGUGUGUGUGUGUGUAUGUGUGUGUAUGCACUAAGCCUUUUUAGAUGCCAGCUGUCUGUGGCCACCUCAAGUGCAUUCAUAUCCACGCCUGAGGGACAUAGAGCUCUGUUCCCUUUAGGAGGCUUAUGAGGGAGACAGAGCCAUGUCUUCUUGUAAUCAUCUUUCAUUCACAUUGCCAAAUUCAGCUUCUCUCCAUUACUGAGGCCAUUGAAGAAAAAGAUACAAAAGAAAAUUGUCCACAUAGCAAUUAAGGCCUUUGCUAUAUUAUCACAGAAGCUUAGCUACAAUUUUAUUCUCCAUACGACAAAGUAUACGCUCCCUCCUUUGUACAGCUCAUGUAAGUAUUGCAGUUGUAAAAAUGAAAAUGCAUAAUCUUGACUUGUUUAAUAUAGUCACUCGAGCUCUAAUUUAUUUCUGUGUAUAUUUACAUACGAUAUAGAGAUAGAGUGAAAUAUGUGCAAUUGACCUACAGUGCCAGUGUAUUGUAUGUAACUUUUUAUGAGAAGGACGACGCUCUGUCUCCUUAGUCUUCAAUUCAUGCAGCUCGGUGCUUUUUAAAUGUUUAUAGUAUCAAAGAUUAAUCUCUAUGUAUCAACAGGGCUCUUAUGCCAUAGCGUAAAGGUAAUUGAAAGGUAUUCUUCCGUAUAAAUAUGACAAACACUGCAGACCACAGGUGUAGUUACAUUUUUUUUAUUUUUUUAAUAAAUACAAACUGUUAAAUCAUUAAAAUACAUACAAUUCUG